CCCGACUUGUCCUCACCCUUCCUUACGGCCUAUCCAACCUUGCCCCCAGGCGCCGUGGAGGUCCAGGUCCCCGAAGACCCCGUGGUGGCCCUGGUGGGCACCGACGCCACCCUGCGCUGCUCCUUCUCACCCGAGCCCGGCUUCAGCCUGGCGCAGCUCAACCUCAUCUGGCAGCUGACGGACACCAAGCAGCUGGUGCACAGCUUCGCCGAGGGCCGGGACCAGGGCAGCGCCUAUGCCAACCGCACGGCGCUCUUCCCCGACCUGCUGGCUCAGGGCAACGCGUCCCUGAGGCUGCAGCGAGUGCGCGUGGCCGACGAGGGCAGCUUCACCUGCUUUGUGAGCAUCCGGGACUUCGGCAGCGCGGCAGUCAGCCUGCAGGUGGCGGCUCCCUACUCGAAGCCCAGCAUGACCCUGGAGCCCAACAAGGACCUGCGGCCUGGGGACACGGUGACCAUCACGUGCUCCAGCUACCGGGGCUACCCGGAGGCCGAGGUGUUCUGGCAGGACGGGCAGGGUGCGCCCCUGGCCGGCAUCGUGAACGUGACCACGUCGCAGAUGGCCAACGAGCAGGGCUUGUUCGACGUGCGCAGCGUCCUGAGGGUGGUGCUGGGCGCCAACGGCACGUACAGCUGCCUGGUGCGCAACCCCGUGCUGCAGCAGGAC
Hyaena hyaena (striped hyena) is the source of this 666-nucleotide messenger RNA. RefSeq names its product CD276 antigen-like. The annotation marks the transcript as partial. The record is from RefSeq and is a predicted model, not a curated record. The transcript has 2 exons. NCBI's taxonomy places the organism in Eukaryota, Metazoa, Chordata, Mammalia, Carnivora, Hyaenidae.